This is a messenger RNA of Rotaria sp. Silwood2, 622 nucleotides long. Lineage: Eukaryota; Metazoa; Rotifera; Eurotatoria; Philodinida; Philodinidae. The record is from the annotation of a GenBank genome assembly.
UAUAUUGAUCCAAUGUUGCUGUAUGUUAUUGUAAGUGAUAGAUCAUUUUCAUGACAAUAUAUCAGAUAAACCAACAUUGUUAGAUUUAGGUACAAUUUUCCAUCUUUCAGGUGAAUAUGAUCGGGCUAUAAAAUACAACCAAUUAUUACUUGAAAAACUUCCACCAAAUCAUUCGAAAAUACCGACACUUUACAACAACAUUGGAUCUGUUCACAAUAGUCAAGGUAACUAUAUAGAAGCGUUGAAUUGCUAUAAUAAAACGCUUGAAAUUCGAUUAAAAUAUUUUCACGAAAAUGAUCUAUCACUUGCAAUAACAUACAGCAACAUUGGAUCAAUAUACAAUAAUCAAAGUAACUAUGUUGAAGCAUUGAAUUAUUGUAAUAGAGCGCUUGAAACUCGAUUAAAACUCUUACAUGAAAAUCAUUCAUCACUUGCAAUAACAUAUAACAACAUCAGAUCAGUACAUAAAAAUCAAGGCAAUUAUGUUGAUGCAUUGAAUUGUUAUGAUAAAGCACUUGAAAUUCAAUUAAAAUCAUUGCCUGAAAAUCAUCCAUUACUUGCAACAACAUACAAUAAUAUUGGAUCAAUGUGGAACAAUCAAGGGAACUAUGUUGAAGCAUAA